CUCUCCUCUUCCUUCUCCUCCCCCCCCCCCUGUCGCAUGGAUCAGGAACCUACCUGGUCUUUCUCUUUUUAAUUUCUACUUCUCUCUACUAUCCCUAUUUUGUACCCUUGGUUCCCAUUAGUUGACCUCGUCCCUCCCACCUGAACUACCAUCCCUCACCGACCGCAUCCCGACUCGUUCCCCUCUUUCGGUCAUUCCCUCCACUCGCUCCGCCAUGGCCACCCCAAUGACGGCCUCCGACGAUCAAAGUCGCCUCCUCGAGGAGGCAUUGGGGGUCGUGCGUCAACAGUCAAUUAUGAUGCGGAAAUGUUUGGAGACUCCUGGCAAGCUCAUGGAUGCUCUCAAGUGCGGAUCAACCCUCGUAUCUGAGCUUCGCACCCCGAGUCUGGGCCCCAAGCAGUACUACGAAUUAUACAUGGCCGUGUUUGACGCUUUGCGACAUCUCUCCGUUUACCUGAAAGAGAACCACCCCGUCAACCACCUGGCCGACCUUUACGAACUCGUUCAGUAUGCGGGUAACAUAAUCCCACGACUCUACCUUAUGAUCACUGUCGGGACGGUGUACAUGUCCGUGGAGGAUGCUCCUGUGAAGGAAAUUAUGAAAGACAUGAUGGAGAUGAGCAGGGGCGUGCAGCAUCCGAUCCGCGGCCUGUUCCUGCGCUACUACCUCUCGGGCCAGGCGCGCGACUACCUGCCGACUGGAUCCGGCGAUGGGCCGGAAGGGAAUCUGCAGGACUCGAUCAACUUUGUUCUGACCAAUUUCGUCGAGAUGAACAAGUUGUGGGUGAGGCUUCAACACCAGGGGCCCUCGCGCGAGCGGGAGAAGCGGAUGCAGGAGCGCCGGGAGCUGGAGCUGCUGGUCGGAAGCAACGUUGUCCGGCUCAGUCAAUUGGUGGACCUGGAAGCCUAUAAGUCUGGCAUCUUGCAGGCGCUACUGGAGCAGGUCGUCCAGUGCCGCGACGUCUUGGCCCAGGAAUAUCUUCUCGAAGUUGUUACCAAGGUCUUCCCGGAUGAAUUUCACCUCCACACCCUGGAUCUUUUGCUCACGGCAAUCUCCCGCCUUAACCCCCAUGUCGAUCUGAAGAAGAUUGUCAUCGGCCUGAUGGAUCGCCUCUCGACCUAUGCGGCGCGCGAGACGGAGCCCUCGGACGAUCCGGAAACCCGAAAGCGGGGCGAGGAGGAAGCUGUUACAAAGCUCUUGGAGGACCUCAAGGUCUCUGAAGAGAAGAAAAAGGAAAGCACUGCCGAAGAUGCAGCCGCUAAAGAGAACGGCGUCGAGCAGGCCUCGAAUGACCAGGAAGCGGCCCCAGAAGCAAAGGAAGGAGAAGAGCCUGCGCCAGAUGACAAAGGCGGCGAUGGCGAGGAGAAAGACAAGCCGUCUGUGGAAUCCCAGCUGUACUCUAUAUUCUAUGAGCAGGUGGUCGGUAUCAUUAAGAACCGUGGCAUUCCGAUCCAAGAUACCAUGGCCUUGCUGGUGUCCCUCGUCAACCUAGCCCUCAAUACCUACCCCGACCGACUCGAUUAUGUUGAUCAGGUCCUUGCAUUUGCGACCAAAGAGAGCGCCGCAUAUACUGACCAUGCAGACUUGCACUCCGCCCCGGCGCAACAGAAUCUUUCCCAGCUUCUUCUAGCUCCCCUCCGCUCUUAUGCCUCGAUUUUCACCGCCCUUGCCCUGCCGCACUAUGUCCCUCUGUUGACCUCGCAAUCUUAUACGACGCGGCGAUCGAUGGCCGGGGAGAUUGCUCGCAGCCUUCUGAAAAACCAAACUCCCAUCACCUCAACGGAUAACCUUGACCGCGUCCUCCAAUGCAUCCGGGUAUUGAUCAAGGAGGGUACACAGCAGGCCAUGGGUUACCCUGGCAUGCAAUCCCAACGAAGGGGAGAAACGGACGAAACGAUCGAGGAGCAAGGGUGGUUGGCGCGCCUAGUUCAUUUGCUCCGAGCUCCCGAUAACGACACCCAGCUCAAGCUCCUCCAAGCCACUCGGAAAGCCUAUCUGGACGGAAAUGAGCGGAUCCGCUACACGACGCCGGCUCUCGUAACGGCUUCGAUACGACUUGCGCGCAAGCUGAAAUCCCGCGAGCAUUACGAUGACAAUUGGCAGUCGCAAUCCUCGACGCUCUAUCGAUUCAUGCACCAAUGUGUCAACAACCUCUACCAACGCGUCAACCCAGGAUGCGCCGAUCUGUCUCUCCGUCUGUUUGUAAUGUGCGGCGAAGUGGCGGACCAAACUGGCUUCGAAGAGUUCAGCUACGAGUUUUUUGCGCAGGCCUUCACCAUCUACGAGGACUCCAUCAGCGACUCCCGCGCCCAGUUCCAAGCUGUUUGUGUCAUUUCAGGUGCACUGCACGGCACGCGAGGUUUCUCGAAGGAGAACUACGACACACUCAUCACCAAGGCUGCCCUACACGGAAGCAAGCUACUCAAGAAGCCCGACCAAUGCCGAGCCGUCUACCUUGCCAGCCAUCUCUGGUGGGUCGUCGAGAACCCGCAGCGCGGCGACGAAGACCCCCAAAACCUCUACCGCGACGGCAAACGAGUCCUCGAAUGCCUCCAGCGAGCUCUCCGCGUCGCCGACGCCUGCAUGGACACCGCCGUAUCGGUAGAACUCUUCGUCGAAAUCCUCAACCGCUACGUCUACUACUUCGACCAGCAGAACGAGACCGUCACAGUCAAAUACCUCAACGGCCUCAUCGAGCUCAUCCAUUCCAACCUGCAGACAGACGAGGACGAGCCCAAUCCCAGCCUCGAAGGCCCCAAGCGGCACUUCCAGCGCACGCUGGACUACAUCCGGUCCAGGGACUACGAAGGUGUGGUGACGGAAUCAAGGCAGUGAGCGAGAACGAUUGUAUGAUGCGAUAUGCUUUCCCCUUUUUACCAUCUUGUACCGUGCCUCUUUUUUCCCCUUCGUUCAUGAUUGAUUGAUCAUCACGUGUUAUCACCAUCAUCCGUUGUUGGAUUUCGUCCCUGUCUGUCUGUUUUCCUAGCCUGUUAAGAUCUUAUUUUAUAUUUGCUGUUCGCUGUGUAAGAUGGUUUGAUUCCCUCUAUAUCUAUCUACUUAUUUACUUUUUUCUCUUUUCCUCUUUUGCAGCCACAUAUAUAGGUGUAUCAUCAGGGGUUCCCUUUCC
Messenger RNA from Aspergillus candidus, 3128 nucleotides. Its product is annotated as vacuolar protein sorting-associated protein 35. The coding region runs from base 215 to 2836 and encodes 873 amino acids. Gene Ontology annotation, cellular component: retromer, cargo-selective complex; late endosome; retromer complex. NCBI's taxonomy places the organism in Eukaryota, Fungi, Ascomycota, Eurotiomycetes, Eurotiales, Aspergillaceae. The transcript is spliced from 4 exons. Gene Ontology annotation, biological process: retrograde transport, endosome to Golgi; intracellular protein transport. The record is from RefSeq and is a predicted model, not a curated record.